AUGCUUCAUGCAACAGCCGAUUGUCUUACUCCUCAGCGAAUAUCCCAAGCCGUCUCAGUGCAUCAAGAAUACUGGAACCCUGAACGCUAUGCAUUUUGCGCCUGGAAGAUGUUUCCCGGAAAUAAUGACAUUUAUUAUGAUGAUAAUGCUCAUGCGGUUCAAGCUUUCAUAUCUUCAUUUGAAGCGACAGGGGAGACCAGAUAUUUGGACCAAGCGAGGGAUAUUUUAUGCAAUUUUAUAAUUCCAUCUGGACGACAUGAUGGAGGUAUUCCAUGGCAUAUCUCUAACGAUAAGGCUCGAGCAGCUUGUUCCACUGGGCCAGCCGCUAUAUCAGCCUUUAGACUAGCGAGAAUUACUCGCAAUAACGAUUUGGUAGACUUCAGUUUACGAGCAUUGAAUUGGCUUAAGCAAAACUUGCAAGAUCCCGAGGACAAGCUCAUAUGGGAUCAAUUGGCAUACAAGGAUGACGGAUCGACGGAAAUAAACAAAAUGAAAUGGACAUACAACACCGGAUUCGCUAUUCACGGUUUCACCCUUGCGUAUGAAGCUACUGGUAACGAAGAGCAUUUAAGAUCGGCAAUAGAAAUUGCAGAAGCGGCACUAAAUCCUGAGUCACCCCUAUUUGAUCACUGCAUUCCCGAUACCUCUCAAAGAAUGCUCUCGGAUGGAUCGUUCUUCCUACAUCAUCUAGUCGACGGUUAUGUCGCUCUUUCCAAGCAUACCCACACUCAACAACUCCGACAUGAAAUCCAUCGUAUUGCGAAUUGGGGAAGGGAAUUCAUGUUAGAUCUAGAGGAUCAAUUGUAUUACCGCGGUAGUCGUCCGUAUGCAAUCUCUGAAGAUCAUGUGAGGAAAUUCAAUGAUAGGUUUGGUUUGAGCAAGACUCUGGAGAUCAAUGGACAGGAAAGGGAUGAGCAAGGAAAUUUGUGCAAGACUAUGCUUGGGUGUGCGAGUUGGGCGAGAAUUCUACAUGCUGCAGAGAGAGUCUAA
Messenger RNA from Sclerotinia sclerotiorum 1980 UF-70, 990 nucleotides. RefSeq lists its product as hypothetical. The record is from RefSeq and is a predicted model, not a curated record. The transcript has a single exon. Gene Ontology annotation, biological process: carbohydrate metabolic process. The coding region runs from base 1 to 990 and encodes 329 amino acids. NCBI's taxonomy places the organism in Eukaryota, Fungi, Ascomycota, Leotiomycetes, Helotiales, Sclerotiniaceae.